Molecule: messenger RNA, 555 nt
Organism: Carlito syrichta (Philippine tarsier)
Lineage: Eukaryota; Metazoa; Chordata; Mammalia; Primates; Tarsiidae
Gene: CDX1
Product: caudal type homeobox 1
Exons: 5
Coding region: 1-555 (184 amino acids)
Biological process (GO): embryo development; anterior/posterior axis specification; regulation of transcription by RNA polymerase II
Cellular component (GO): nucleus
Molecular function (GO): DNA-binding transcription factor activity, RNA polymerase II-specific; RNA polymerase II transcription regulatory region sequence-specific DNA binding
Source: RefSeq, a predicted model, not a curated record
AUGGCUGUCACCUACCUGUCUCCAGUGACCCCUGAAGUGACUGUCAAAAGGGCCAGCUGGGAGCUGGUGGCCAGCGAGAAAGGUGGCUUCAUGGAGACCAAGGUCAGGGUGGGUCGGGUCGUCAGCGCCUGCCUUGGACCCGUCUUCCUGGGGUGGUUCCAGAGGACUCUGCGGAUUAGAGCCAUGCUGGGUGGCGGUGGUGGUGGCUCAGGUAAGACUCGCACCAAGGACAAGUACCGCGUGGUCUACACGGACCACCAGCGCCUGGAGCUGGAGAAGGAGUUCCAUUACAGCCGCUACAUCACCCUCCGGCGGAAAUCCGAGUUGGCUGCCAGCCUGGGGCUCACGGAGCGGCAGGUGAAGAUUUGGUUCCAAAAUCGGCGGGCAAAGGAGCGAAAGGUGAACAAGAAGAAACAGCAGCCCCUGCCGCCGCCUGUGGCCCAUGAUGUCAACCCCGCCCCAGCCGAGCCACCCCUGGGGGGCCUGUGCCCUGGCAGCUCCAGCCUCCUGGGCGCCUCCUCCCCAGCACCUGUCAAAGAAGAGUUUCUGCCAUAG